This is a messenger RNA of Sphaeramia orbicularis (orbiculate cardinalfish), 2677 nucleotides long. RefSeq names its product sorting nexin 6 (gene snx6). Gene Ontology annotation, biological process: retrograde transport, endosome to Golgi. Gene Ontology annotation, cellular component: endosome. Lineage: Eukaryota; Metazoa; Chordata; Actinopteri; Kurtiformes; Apogonidae. Gene Ontology annotation, molecular function: phosphatidylinositol binding. The record is from RefSeq and is a predicted model, not a curated record.
UUUUGGAGGGCCGCUGUAACGUCAUUCCUCUUCCUGUCUCCACCCGUUGGCAGCCAUGAUGCAGGAAGGGCUGGACGACGGACCCGACUUCCUCUCCGAGGAGGACCGGGGGCCACGGGCGGUGAACGUGGAUCUGCAGACAGAUGCCACGCUGCAGGUCGACAUCUCCGACGCUCUGAGUGAGAGGGACAAGGUCAAAUUCACCGUCCACACUAAGAGCACGCUCCCCAACUUCAAGCAGAAUGAGUUCUCAGUGGUUCGACAACAUGAAGAGUUCAUCUGGUUACACGACUCGUUUGUGGAGAAUGAAGAGUACGCAGGAUACAUUAUCCCCCCUGCCCCCCCCAGACCAGACUUUGAUGCAUCCAGAGAAGUUGCAGAAGUUGGGGGAGGGGAGGGGUCAAUGACCAAGGAGGAGUUUACCAAGAUGAAGCAGGAGCUGGAGGCAGAGUACCUGGCCAUCUUAAGAAGACGGUGGCCAUUGCACGAGGUCUUCCUGUGUCGUGUGGCGGCGCAUCCUGUCCUCAGGAAAGACCUGAACUUCCACGUGUUCCUGAGUACAACCAGGACCUGAGUGUAACGAGGGAAGAACAAGAAGGAGAAGUUGGAGGACUUCUUCAAGAACGUGGUGAAGUCAGCGGAUGGCGUCCUGGUGGCCGGGGUCAAGGACGUGGACGACUUCUUUGAACACGAGAAGACGUUUCUGUUGGAGUAUCACAACAGAGUGAAAGACGCUUCGGCCAAAUCUGACCGAAUGAUCCGCUCACACAAAAGUGCAGCUGACGACAUCAACAGAAUCGCCUCGUCCCUGUACACGUUAGGAACGCAGGACUCCACGGAUCUCUGCAAGUUUUUCCUGAAGGUGUCAGAGCUGUUGAGAAAACCAGGGUAAAAAAUCGAAGCUCGCGUGGCCGCAGAUGAAGACCUGAAACUGGCCGAUCUGUUGAAAUAUUACCUGAGGGAGUCUCAGGCCGCCAAGGACCUGUUGUACCGCAGGAGCCGGGCUCUGGUGGACUACGAAAACGCCAACAAGGCUCUGGACAAGGCCCCCAAAAACAGAGACGUCCUCCAGGCCGAGACCGGACAGCAGCUCUGCUGCCACAAGUUCGAGAAGAUCUCUGAGUCUGCCAAGCAAGAACUCAUUGACUUCAAGACGAGACGAGGCGCGUUCAGGAAGAACCUGGUGGAGCUGGCAGAACUGGAGCUGAAACACGCCAAGGUGAACCUCCAGCUGCUGCAGAGUUGUCUGGGUGUCCUGAAAGGCAACACUUAACUGUAAGCCCCGCCCUCCUCCAGCUGGACACGCCCCCACCACACAGUCCCGCUCAUUUCCAGCUGGACAACGCCCACAAUGGCUGGGUGCUGACGAACGGAUGAACGACACCGAGAACUCUGGACCAGAGAGAACCCAUGAAGAACCCAUGAAGAAGGCUUAGAAUGACAGGAUGUCUGCACCAUCCUCAUCCCACGCACCUGGAUCCACCGGGUCCACCUAGAUCCACCAGGUCCACCAGUCAGAACUCUGGUUCUUCUGGACUGGACCAGACCAGACUGUGGUUCCAGUUUCUGGGUCUGGUCUGUCUAGCUUGGUGGAUUUGGGUCCUGAGCUGGAUCCAGUUGGAUCAGAACAUGUGAACAGGUCCCAGUUGGGUUUCCAUGCUGUAAAAAAUGUGUCAGAUUUGCCAAAUCCUGGACCUGCCCAGACCUCCUGUGGUUCUGUUGGACCCGGGUCUGUCUGGGUUCUGCUUCAGGUCCUGGUUUCCUUGAUGCAGUCCAUCAGAUCUGGAUCAGACCCUGACACUCCGUCAUUUGUUAUAAUUCUAAAAUCAAAAACAGACUCAAACGAAAUCAAAACUGAACUGAAAUGAGUUCCACACGUUUGAUUUGAAUCAUCGUCAAACAUGUGUUCAAAACAACACAGGAUUUUUUACAGCGGGGAACCUGUCCUCUGUCCCUUCACCUUUGGUUUGGCUUUCUGUCUCCUGUCCUUUUAUUUUGGUGGUGUCUUUGUCUGUUCUCUGUCUCCUGUUCUUUUAUUUUGGUGGUGUCUUUGUCCGCUCUGUCUCCUGUCCUUUUAUUUUGGCGGUGUCUUUGUCCGUUCUGGCUCCUGUCCUUUUAUUAUGGCAGUGUCUUUGUCCCUUCUCUGUCUCCUGUCCUUUAUUUUGGCGGUGUCUUUGUCCGUUCUGGCUCCUGUCCUUUUAUUUUGGCGGUGUGUGUGGUGCAUUCAGGGUCCAGCUCUCGGUUGUGUUCUUAUCACUGUCACUAAAUAAACAGCCUUGUACAUGUUUGUAUGAGUUAACUAAUGAACGCUAAUCCUCUUCCUCCUCUUCCUCCUCCUCUUCCUCCUCCUCUUCCUCCUCCUCUUCUUCCUCUUCCUGCUCCUCCUCGUCACUAACUGUUUCUGAUUGGUUGAUUUCUCGGUUGCCUUAGCGACGCUCCUGUUGAUUUGGUGUAAACAGUUCAAAUCUUCUGAAUGAAGCUGUUUUUGUUGGUUGUUUUUCACUGUAAAUGAAUGUUUCUCACUCUUCUGUGACCAAAGCUCCAUUAACAUUAGCGUUACCGUGGAGACAACGCAUCCGAAAACACAUGAAUACUAAAUAAACAGAAGCAGGAAACAGCGGCUGGUGGGUGUUGGUCUGAUAUGAACUGAAUAAACCUUGACAGCACUUUUCUCAAA